AUGAGUACGACUAUCCGACCAACCUUCAAUCGCACAAGAAACUCAACAAGACGCCCGACUUCCGGAAAUGGCACUUCAUCAAAUAGUUCGAAUUACACUUCUCAGCACCAUUGGCUCGAUGAAAGUCCGGAAAUCUUAUUCUAUCUUCUGACGAGUUUAAUCAUUCCAUCAAUUGUUUGUUUUAUCUUUAUCUUCCACAGUUUUAUUCGUUUACCGGUGUUACGAGUUAAAUCAUCGAAUCUUCUGAUCAUCUGUUUGUUGAUUGUUAAUUUUGUACAUAUGUUAAUCGAUUUACCAUUUCGAUUGUAUUUUUUCCAUGAGAAUGAAGUUCCCUUUCAAAAUGCAUUCUUUUGUUUAUUUUGGACAUGGUCUGAUGCCAUAUUAACCGCUGUCGAUCUGUUCAUCAUGGCAUUUGCAUCAAUUGAACGAUACAUUUUUGUUUUUCGUCACAUUCUCCUUCGUAAUCAUCAUCGUUUACUCAAUCAACUACCAAUGGUCUUGUGUUUCGCUAUACCAACCAUUUGGUACACAGUUUUAAUAUUUGGCUAUCCAUGUCAACAGACGUUCUCUUAUUUUACAUUUCAAUGUGGCACAGCUUGUUAUCUGACGAAUACAACAGCCUUUAACCAUGUCGAAAAUAUCGGCUUUUUCAUGGUCCCAUUGUUCGUUAUCGUCGUUGGGAAUGGUAUAUUGAUCUUCCGUGUACUUAUGCAAAAGAAGAACAUGAAACAAAGGCAUCGUCUUUCUCAAUGGCGAAACAAUUUUCGUAUGAUCGGUCAAUUGGCGUUUAUCGGCAUUUUGUACAUGAGUGUUUAUGUUCCGUCUUGCAUUUUGUUAAUUUUCGGUAACUACGUUCGACGCGGUCGAUUUUUACCAUGGGCAGCCGAUAUCCGCAUACGUUAUUUCGCUCAUUUGAAGUAUUUAGUUAUAUUUGGUUGUCCAUUUGUGGUUCUUGCUGGGCAAAAAGAGAUGCAUCAAAUGCUGAAGAAUAUCUUUUCACGUAUUACAAGACGGCAGACAGCGCGAUGGAGAACCAACGUUCAGCCAUUGACGUUGCUGAACACACAGAAUCGAAGAGAGAAUGAACAAAAAAAUACCAUAAAAGACUAA
Messenger RNA from Adineta ricciae, 1110 nucleotides. The record is from the annotation of a GenBank genome assembly. NCBI's taxonomy places the organism in Eukaryota, Metazoa, Rotifera, Eurotatoria, Adinetida, Adinetidae.